This is a messenger RNA of Acanthosepion pharaonis, 1227 nucleotides long. The record is from the annotation of a GenBank genome assembly. NCBI's taxonomy places the organism in Eukaryota, Metazoa, Mollusca, Cephalopoda, Sepiida, Sepiidae.
AUGACCUGCACAGUGAAGUUGUGUGCUAGGGAGUUCCCCAUUCUAUCUAUCUAUCUAUCUAUCUAUCUAUCUAUCUAUCUAUCUCCCAUUCUAUAUGUUUUUUUUACAAAUAUACUUUCAUUCCUUUUUCCUUUCUUUCUUUCUUUCUUUCUUUCUUUCUUUCUUUCUGUACAAAGAUGCUUUUUUACAAAUAAGCUUUCAUUAUUUCUUUCUUUAUUCCUGUACAAAUAUGUUUUUUUUACAAAUAAGCUUUCAUUCUUCCUUUCUUUCUUUUUCUUUCUUUACAAAUAUGCAUGUUUAACAAAUACGCUUUCAUUCUUUCUUUCUUCCUUCCUUUACAAAUAUGCUGUUUUUUUACAAAUACGUUUCCAUUCAUUCAUUAUUUCUUUCUUUCUUUACAAAUAUGCUUUCUUUACAAAUAUGCUUUUUUAUACGCUUUCAUUCAUUCUUUCUUUCUUUACAAAUAUGGUUUGUUUUACAAAUACGCUUUCAUUCAUUCUUUCUUCCUUUACAAAUAUGCUUUUUUUACAAAUACGCUUUCAUUCAUUCAUUCAUCCAUUCAUUCAUUCAUUCAUUCAUUCUUUCUUUCUUUCUUUACAGAUAUGCUUUCUUUAUAAAUGCGCUCUCUUUCUUUCUUUACAAAUAUGCUAUUUUUUACGAAGAUGCUUUCAUUCAUUCUUUCUUUUUUUACAAAUAUGCUUUUUUAAAAUACGCUUUCUUUCUUUCUUUCUUUCUUUCUUUCUUUCUUUCUUUCUUUCUUUCUUUCUUUACAAAUAUGAUUUCUUUAUUUUUUCGCAAACACGCUUUCACAUUUCUUUCUCUCAGCCUUUUACUAUCUAUCUAUCUAUCUAUCUAUCUAUCUAUCUAUCUAUCUAUCUAUCUAUCUACAGCCUAGAGGAUCUAUCUAUCUAUCUAUCUAUCUAUCUAUCUAUCUAUCUAUCGCUUUCUUUCUUUUAUUUAUUGGGCGGUGGGGUUGCUUUUUUUCUCACUAUGAUUUCUUCUCUGACGCCCCUGCGUUUUUCUCCAUUUCUUUUCAACUAUCCUUUUAUCGUCUUGACGAUUUCUCCACGACCACCACGGGAAUCACGCUCUCAUUACGGAUCUAUUUAUCUUCAUAGCUUUCUGUAUCUCCUUCCUCCUCUUCUUCUUCUUCUUCUCCUACCCCUUCCACCCUCCUUCUUCUUUUCCUCUCUCUUUUUCUUCUUCUCCUUCUUGUCUUUUCAUUAA